AUGCAAACAAGUGCAGCUUUAGCAUACAAUGGAGGUACAGGAUACGGACAAGAUGUUGAAGGAUUACGAAAGUCUGAACCAGAUGAUUACCUACACGACCCUCGUGGCGCUGAUAAACAUUCAAGAAAAGUUUCAUUAGGAGGAGCAUUGAACAUCUUGACUUUGGUUAUUCUUGUAUCAGGCUUGCUAAUGUUGUUUGCCGGUUAUCCAAUCGUGUACCAUUUUGUGACAGAACAAGAAGGUAACAAGGGAGCAUACGGAUUAGGAGGUACAAACGGAACAGGUCAAGUCGCAUCACUCUCUACCGUUCGUCCUUUGGUUGAUCCCGAUACGCCUGCUGCAAGCAAACAAUGGACUUCACCCGUCACCAAAACACAAUAUCAGCUCCAAUUCUCUGAUGAAUUCGAACAAGAAGGCAGAACAUUCUGGCCAGGUGAUGAUCAAUAUUUCGAAGCAGUAAACAUUUGGUACGGUGCAACACAAGAUUACGAAUGGUAUUCACCCGAAGCCGUCAACACAACAGGCGGUGCACUUGUUAUCACGAUGACUGACCACCCUACCCACAACCUUAACUUCCAAUCUGGAAUGGUUCAAAGUUGGAAUAAGCUCUGUUUUACUGGAGGUUAUAUCGAAUUCUCCAUCAUUCAGCCAGGCUCACAUUCAACAAAAGGAUAUUGGCCUGGUGCUUGGGUGAUGGGUAAUUUGGGCAGACCGGGCUAUUUGGGCACUACGGAUGGAAUGUGGCCUUACUCUUAUCAAGGAUGCGAUACAGGUAUCUUGCCAAAUCAAACAAACGCUCAAGGUGGUCCAGUGCCAGCUGUCCAUUCUACAGCUCAAUAUGCUGCUAACGGUCAAUUGUCUAAAUUACCCGGAAUGCGAACAUCUGCUUGUACAUGUACCGGAGAAGAUCAUCCUGGACCAAAGGUUACGGUAGGAAGAAGUGCACCGGAAAUUGAUGUUUUAGAAGCACAAAUUCAAACCAGAGAUGGUGUUACGGAUUCGUAUGCCAGUCAAUCUUUGCAAACUGCUCCUUUUGAUGAGUCAUACUUCUGGGUCAAUACAACUCCAGCUACGACUAUCUUUGGAUCUAAUACGGAAAUUAAUACAUACGUCGGUGGACCAUUGCAAGAAGCAGUUUCAAGUGUUUCACUUAUCCCAAGAAGAGGUUUUGUAGAUGUGGAUAUGCCUGAUGCACAAAAGUACGUAACCUUUGGAUUGGAAUGGGAACCUGAUUAUAAUUUGAACGGAGGUGGUUCUGUUACCUGGUAUGUGGAUGGUAAACAAACAUGGCAAGCAACAGGUGCUUCUUUGCCACCAAGUACACUCAUGCAAAUCUCUCAAAGAGAAAUUCCUGUCGAGCCAAUGAGUAUCAUUAUGAAUUUGGGUAUCUCUUCUGGUUUCCAAUCGAUCGAUUGGGAUCCAACAACCGGAGUCAAUUUCCCUGCUCAAAUGAAGUUUGAUUACGUUCGUGUUUACCAAGAAAAAGGCAAAGAAUCGCUAACAUGCGAUCCUGACGAUUAUCCAACUGCCGAUUAUAUCAACAAUCAUAUCGAUGUUUAUAACAAUCCAAACAUUACUCAAUGGAAGGAAAGCAAGUAUACAUGGCCAAAGAAUAAGUUGACCGGAUGUUAA
Molecule: messenger RNA, 1632 nt
Organism: Meira miltonrushii
Lineage: Eukaryota; Fungi; Basidiomycota; Exobasidiomycetes; Exobasidiales; Brachybasidiaceae
Product: concanavalin A-like lectin/glucanase
Exons: 1
Coding region: 1-1632 (543 amino acids)
Biological process (GO): (1->6)-beta-D-glucan biosynthetic process; fungal-type cell wall organization
Cellular component (GO): plasma membrane; endoplasmic reticulum membrane
Molecular function (GO): glucosidase activity
Source: RefSeq, a predicted model, not a curated record